Molecule: messenger RNA, 2599 nt
Organism: Cuscuta epithymum
Lineage: Eukaryota; Viridiplantae; Streptophyta; Magnoliopsida; Solanales; Convolvulaceae
Source: the annotation of a GenBank genome assembly
UUCAGUUAUAAGUUAUAACUUUGUCCCUAAUUACUCCGUAUAUUUCCAUAACAAUACACCUCUUAAUUCUUAAACAAAAUAAUUACUUCCUCAGCUAGGAUAAAGAAAUACUCCAGAAUAUACGGAGUAUAUAAUUAACAAAAGUAAUCCAUGUUGGUGAUAUUUACUAGCUGUCCCAACGGUGAACGCGUAUAGAGCGAGUCUAGCGGCCAGGAAGUUUAAAUAUUUGCAGAAAGAUCUUUAUAUCUCCAUAUGAUUCAUGUUUCUCUUCAUUUCACUCUACCACCUCAGCACUCAAUAAAUAAAAUCACUUUCUCCUUCCUCCGCACUCUCAAAAACACUCUUUCACCAGCUCAUUCCCACACAUUCCUGGCCUCGUCGGAGAUAGGCGGCGCGGCGCGGCGUCGUCAGCCUGACUGAACCCUCUCCGGUGGUGAUCUGAUUAAUGUAGGGUGAGUUUUGUACGUGGAUUUUCGUAAAUAAAAUGCAUGCAUGGAGCCUUUGUGCGAGUAUUGUGGAGUGGUGAGGGCAGUCGUGUAUUGUAGAUCGGAUUCCGCCCGCCUCUGCCUCCACUGCGACGGCUGCGUCCACUCCGUCAACGGCCUGGCGCGGCGACACCAGCGAUCUCUGGUCUGCGACCGAUGUAAUUCCGAGCCGGCGACGAUUAGGUGCAUGGACGACGACAUUUGCAUUUGUGCUUCCUGUGACUGGGGCUGCUCCGCCCAGGGCCACCGCUGUAAGGGUUUGUUUCCGUACACCGGAUGCCCUUCUCCGGCGGACUUCACCACCAUGUGGUCUUCCGUUCUUGAAUCUUUGCCUGACGAUCAUCAGCACCCAAAUAUUAAUAACAAUAUCACUAAUGAGAAUUACAUUAAUACUACUAUUACUACAACUAAUAAUAAUAUUAGUGGUAUUGACAAUAAUAAUGUUAAUUCGGCUACCUGCUUGGCGGCCGAAUUGAAUAAUAGUAAUGGUAAUAGUAAUCAGGGAUUUGUGGCUAGUCGACUCAACGAGUUGGCCACAUGUCUGAAGUUCGAUCCAACGCAGCCGUGGGUCGAUCCUUCACAGCCGCAUCAUGACACUGCAUCCUUCACGACGUUUGGUAGCAGAGACGAAAUGCCCUUCACCGCAGGCGGUGCCGUCGAACCCAAUAGCCUAAACAAGAGUUGUGACAAUUCAAGGAGUACUCUAGGGCUUAGUGAAGGUUGUGGUAUUUGCCAGAGCGUAAGGAGGGGCACUGAAGAAGACGUUCCAUUGAGUUUCAAUGGGUAUGAUGAGAUGUUUAGCCAAUGUCAGCCAAGAUUUAAUGGAGACGAUGGAGGACUGGCUGCUUGCCUGCAGGCAAUGGAUAAUACCUUCUCAGGCACUGAAUCUAGCAGCCAUCUUACUUCGUCCUCAGGGAAGCCGCUAGAACGCCGCAUGAGUUUAGAUUCCUUGCAUAAUAUGGGCGGUUCCUCCAUAACCAGUAUGUUACCCAACAUGGGCGUCAUCCCCCGCAUGAAUACUAACUGCGGCAUCCUCAUGAACCCUAAUUGCAUAAAAAACAACAUUGGCUUAGUAGGGUUCCCGCCGCCGACCGGGCAAGUCCUUUCCGGCGGCGGCAUGUCCAUGGCUCUUUCCAACGUCACCGGAGACAGCUGCGUGGCGGAUUAUCAAGACUGCGGCUUGUCGCCGGCGCUUCUUAACGCCGAACCCAAAUGGGAGUCCAACUUUGAAGUCACAUGCAGCCCACAGGCACGUGACAAGGCCAAGAUGAGAUACAACGAGAAGAAGAAAACAAGAACGUUUGGGAAGCAAAUAAGAUAUGCAUCACGGAAAGCCAGAGCUGAUACAAGAAAGCGUGUAAAGGGUAGAUUUGUUAAAGCUGGCCAAGAGUUUGAUUUUGACCCCCAAAAACAAUAGCUAAAGGAUAUUUAUUCUGAUCGAUCUGUUCGUUAUUGAUUUAUUUAAGGCCUUACAUGGGCAUUAUUGCUUUCAAUCAAGGGUGUAAAUAUGGUUUUGUUGGAGGACCUGGCUUCACCAUUUGUUCGACUAUGUUGGCUUCUCAUGGGUAAAUUAAAUACCCAUAUGCUUGAUCACAGCUACACCGAAUUGUUAUUCAAUUCAUGCCAAUAAGCAGUGCCAUUGAGUUUCAUGCAUGAUGAUGAAGGCCGCUACAUGAAUUCUCCACAUAUACAUAUAUGCCCAUUCAGUCCUACUAUCAAAUAUAACUGCUCAUCUUUAUUCAACUACUCGUAUAUGUUACAUUUUGAAGGGGGAGACACUUCAUGAAGAAAUAUAUACCUUAUACAUACAGAAAAUAUCGAUAUUCAAUAAUAUAGAUCGGUUUCUUACUAUUUUAAUUCAUUCCGGGUAUAAUUGGGAUAUUAUACAUUUAUGUUUUCCUGUGAUGAAUACAAAUAAUUCAACCCAUAUACAUAGGAGGUAUUUCCUUCUAUGUAUCAAUGGAAUUGUGGAUUGAGGUAUUCUUUUUUAUUUUCUACGGAGUAGUAUUUAUGGAAUGAUGAUGGGGGAGAAUGUGGUCUGAAUGUAAUUUAUCGUUAAUAAAUUGCUUAACCGUCUCUUUGAAUCCUUUCUCGUAUAUGAUAAUCAAUAACUA